Erythranthe guttata (spotted monkey flower) is the source of this 866-nucleotide messenger RNA. The record is from RefSeq and is a predicted model, not a curated record. Lineage: Eukaryota; Viridiplantae; Streptophyta; Magnoliopsida; Lamiales; Phrymaceae.
GAGAAAGGGCCGUCAAAAGGUGAACAUGUUUUUCGUUUUCUUGGUCGAUAGAAUGUGAGGGAAUUGUUUUCCCCCGUCUUUGCUGUAUCUCCAUCUCAUAGCCGAUUUCUGAAAUCAAUUUAUUUGUACUCCACGUUGUCAUAUAAUUGAUGCCGUUUUUAUGUGCAGAUUGUUCGAAGUUACCAAAUUAAAAGUUGUUCCGUACUAUAUAAAAAUAUCUUACAAAAAUAAUAUCAGAUUUGAAUGGAGCAUAUACACUGAUUUUCUAUUCCAUAUAUCAUGUAGAUAUGGCGCCGCAAGUAACAUGUUUCAAUGAUAUAACACCGGACCGCUUUAACUGGAAAGUGGUGGCUCGGGUCAUUCGACUUUGGAAAGUUCCUAGCAAGAUCGACCAAACUAUUAUUAAUAGUAUUGAUAUGAUCUUAGUCGAUGGGCAGGGAGGAAAAAUUCAUGCGUCUAUAAAAAAGACUCAAGUGAACAAUUUUUAUAAUAUUGUAAAAGAAGGUAAUACUUAUGUCUUUCAGAAUAUUUUGGUAGUUCCGAACGAUGGGAAGUACAGGGCUACUCGCAAUGCUCACAAGAUCAUAUUUAUAAAAACUACUCGGGUAACUAAUUGCAAAGUCGAGAAUAUUCCAGGCAUCACUUAUGACUUUACGAAUUUUCUUGACAUCAUUACUGACGGGGAUGACACAUGGCUUAUUGAUGUUAUUGGACAUGUUAUAGAAAGAGAUGAAGUGAAAGAUAUUAACAAAAGUGGACACAGCCACAAGAUACUAGAGAUCACUCUUCAAGACUUAUCGUGAGUAUUUUUAGAUUAUAUACAGUAAAUUCAAUUGAUGCUGAAUGGUUUCGUAUUUAUGAUCUUC